Penicillium brevicompactum is the source of this 1455-nucleotide messenger RNA. Its product is annotated as putative 3-beta hydroxysteroid dehydrogenase/isomerase family protein. Gene Ontology annotation, molecular function: 3-beta-hydroxy-Delta5-steroid dehydrogenase (NAD+) activity; 3-beta-hydroxysteroid dehydrogenase [NAD(P)+]/C4-decarboxylase activity. Gene Ontology annotation, biological process: ergosterol biosynthetic process. Gene Ontology annotation, cellular component: endoplasmic reticulum. The transcript has 2 exons. The coding region runs from base 1 to 1455 and encodes 484 amino acids. Lineage: Eukaryota; Fungi; Ascomycota; Eurotiomycetes; Eurotiales; Aspergillaceae. The record is from RefSeq and is a predicted model, not a curated record.
AUGUGGAUAUUCACACCUAUCUUGCUACUGGGUACUCUCUAUCUCUGGCACAUCAACCGUGUCAUGAAGAGAGUUCCCGAGGAAGCAGCAAAACUAUCGCCUCAUCGCUGGACCGUGGAAGAAAUCAAAGCGGCCUACAAGAAGAGCCAGGAAAAUCCCAUCAAUGUCUCCAAGAGCCUGCCACCGAAGCAAAGUCGACGAUAUGUCAUCGUCGGCGGAACCGGCCUCGUUGGUACCUGGAUCAUCAACCAUCUCUUGACUCGAGGCGAAGACCCAAAGGCCAUUCGCAUCUUGGACCUUGCCUCUCCAGACGAAAUUCUCAAACAAGGCGUCGGCUGGGUCAAGACCAACAUCACCGACAAGCUCGCCGUGACCAUUGCCUUUGAAGAACCAUGGCCCGUCCACGUUUCCAAGCUCCCCUUGACCGUCUACCACACGGCAGCCUUGAUUCGGCCCCAAGACCGACUCCAAUGUUUCCUACCACUCAGCAGCAAGGUCAACAUCGACGGAACCCGCAAUGUGCUAGAAGCGGCCAAGACCGCCGGAGCAAGUAUCUUCAUCUGGACAUCCUCCGGCUCAACAAGACUCCGCAGCCCAACAUUCUGGAUCCCGCCCUGGACCCGCCAUCCCAAGCGCUCAGUCCAAGUGAUCAGCGACAGCACGACCGCCCCACAAACCCACCGCGAUUUCUUCGGCAACUACGCCGCCUCAAAGCAUCAAGCCGAGCAAAUCGUGUGCGCAGCAGAUGACCCAGCAACCGGAUUCCGCACUGGCUGUAUCCGCCCUACGAAUGGUGUCUAUGGCACAGGCGGCGUGUCCAGGACCGCAGUCACGGAAAUCUACUUGUACAACGGCGGAGCUCCCACUUGGGCUUCCCCUGUUAUUCAAAGCUUCGUACACGCCGAGAACGUCUCGCUCGCCCACCUGCUCUAUGAACAGCGACUGAUCCAGCAGAGCGAGCCCGGAUGCACACUGCCCAACACUGGUGGCCAAUCUUUCAUCAUCAGCGACCCGAACCCGGCUAUUGCGUUUGGAGACUUGUACAACGUUCUCAUGACCCUUUCUACAACACCUGUGGAGUUCCCGAAAUUACAGCCCGCGCCAUUCCUGCUGCUCUCGUACUUCGUAGAGAUGUAUGCUAUCCUGCGAUUCAAGUUCGGGAUUCUGCCGCAGCUUCCGCCGGACUUGGAACAGUUGCAGCCGGCGCUGUUUGGGAUUUUGAAUGUCAACAUGUUUGCUGAUGAUUCGCGCGCAAAGUUGGCUCCGGAAAAGGGUGGGCUAGGGUAUAAUCCGCCGCUCACUACGCUUGAGGGAUUGUGUCGUCGUCUGGUCGAUUGGAAUACCAAGGCGCGGACUGAAGGUGUCCACGUCAAGGGGAAGAAGAUCAUAAUCGGUCCCGUGAAGGUUUCUGAGGAUGGGGUUGGUGUUGACAUCGUUACACCAGUGAAGCUUUAG